Molecule: messenger RNA, 615 nt
Organism: Peronospora matthiolae
Lineage: Eukaryota; Oomycota; Peronosporomycetes; Peronosporales; Peronosporaceae
Source: the annotation of a GenBank genome assembly
AUGAGCCCAAGCUCUGCUGACUCUGCCCCCGACGCCGACUUUGCCUUCAACAUGGACGCUGCCACCGCCACCAACGCUCGCAUCAACAAGUUUGAUAGUACGAACUUCCACACUUGGAAGUUCAAAAUGCAAAUGGUGCUGGAGGAGCGGGACCUUUGGGAAGUGACAAGCGGGAAGAUCGAGCUGGAACACCUUGCCACCACGCUGGAUCAGUCAACGUUCAAGCGCAAGUCUUGGAAGGCACUAGCGAUCAUCGGUCUGGCGAUGGAGGAUUUGCAGCUGCCACUGGUUCGAUCGUCAAGUGGCGCGCAUGAUGCUUGGUCGCGGCUGGAGGGACACUUUGAGAAGAGGAGCCUGGCGAACAAGCUCUUUCUUCGUCGUCGUUUCUUUACGACCAGGAUGGAAGAAGGUGAUGAUGUUCUCCGACACAUCAACAAGAUCAAGACUCUAGCGGAACAGCUCGACGCUGUGGGUGCUCCGUCAAGGGCCGACUCGCUGUCGUGGGAACUGGUGACAUCCAGGCUGCUACAUGAAGACAUGAAGCGCAAGGAGCAAGGCAGUGACGGGGUCGCUGCAGGUCAAGCGUAUAUGACAGGUGAGAAGAAGCGUAGUUGA